AUGAUCUUCGGUCGCUCGUUCCGGCUCCAGACCGAUCACGCGCCGCUGUUGCGGAUCUUCGGGUCGCGUAAGGGCAUUCCCGUGUAUACGGCGAACCGGCUGCAGCGUUACGCGUUGACCCUUUUGCUGUACGAUUUCACCAUCGAGCACGUCCCGACUGAGAAGUUCGGUCACGCCGACGUGCUGUCACGGCUUAUCAGCAACCACGCCAAACCCGACGAGGACUACGUUAUUGCUAGCAUCACCCUGGACAACGAUUUGAGGUCAGUAGUAGUUGACGUAGCAAGUGCCCUUCCUCUCAGUUUUAGGGUUGUGGAGCGUGACACGCAAGUCGACCCGUUGCUGAAGAAGAUCUACCGUUACUUGCGCAAUGGCUGGCCACAGAAGCACACGAUCGUCGACUCGGAAAUUUUGCGCUUCUUCGCUCGGCAGGACUCGCUGAGCACUGUGGACGGGUGCGUUUUGUUUGGAGAAAGGCUGGUCAUCCCUGAACGGCACCGGCAGCGGUGUCUGCGCCAGCUGCACCAAGGACACCCGGGGAUCUCACGCAUGAAGGCCAUCGCCCGAAGCUAUGUCUACUGGCCUUCGAUUGACGACGAUGUGGAGGCACUUGUGAAGGCGUGCAAGCAUUGCGCAUCAGCGGCACGAUCCCCUCCGCACUCAGCACCAGUUCCGUGGCCUAGACCGACGGGACCAUGGAAACGUGUGCACGUGGACUUCGCUGGUCCGAUGGAAGGUGCGUACUUUUUGCUGAUUGUAGAUGCCUACACCAAAUGGCCGGAGGUGAUUAAGACGAAUCGCAUCACUUCGGUAGCAACAAUCGGCAUGCUUCGCAGCGUUUUUGCUCGUCUGGGUAUGCCAGAACUGCUGGUCAGCGAUAACGGGACACAGUUUACGAGCGCUGAGUUCCUGGAGUUCUGUACAACUAACGGCAUCCAGCACCUUACGACGGCCCCGUUUCAUCCGCAGUCCAAUGGCCAAGCGGAGCGUUUUGUGGAUACGUUUAAACGAGCAGUGAAGAAGAUUCAGGCGGGGAGGAGCUCAAUCGACGAAGCGCUAGACGUCUUCCUGAUGACGUAUCGAACUACACCGAAUCGUCAGGUCGAAGGCGGCGUGUCACCAUCUGAAGCCAUGUUUGGACGCCGCAUCCGAACGAAUCUGGAACUGCUCUUGCCACCACCACCAAAACCACCAAGCGAGUCAACGGAGUUGAAAGGUGGUUCCCGGAAGCGACGGUUUGAACCACACGACCUGGUUUACGCGAAGCUGUACAGCGGAAACAAGUGGCACUGGGCGCCUGGCGUUGUUUGCGACCGGGUUGGCCAGGUGAUGUAUACCGUUUGGGUCGAGGACCGCCGUAUGCUCCGAUCGCACGCAAAUCAGCUUCUCAGUCGUGCAGAUUGGGAUCCGAGGACAGAUGGAGCAGAGAAGCCGAAGUUGCCCCUCGACAUCCUGCUGGAUUCCUGGAAUCUGUCGAAACCAACACCGGCUGCGGACCCAACAACACCGACGGUCUUGGACGCGUCACUACAGUCAGCAAGUCCGGAUCAACGCUCGUCACAUGGUGUCCCAGAAUGCUCGCCAUCCAUACCAAGAUCACCCGAGCAGGUUGCACCACCUGAAAGCGAGCCUGCGUCGCUGGUACCGGGGCUUCGUCGUUCUACACGAGUUCGAAAGAAGCCUCAGCGGUUCAACUCGUACCAGCUCAAUUGA
Messenger RNA from Culex quinquefasciatus (southern house mosquito), 1713 nucleotides. RefSeq lists its product as uncharacterized. The transcript has a single exon. Lineage: Eukaryota; Metazoa; Arthropoda; Insecta; Diptera; Culicidae. The record is from RefSeq and is a predicted model, not a curated record. Gene Ontology annotation, biological process: DNA integration. Gene Ontology annotation, molecular function: nucleic acid binding. Bases 1 to 1713 code for a protein of 570 amino acids.